Molecule: messenger RNA, 1133 nt
Organism: Zingiber officinale
Lineage: Eukaryota; Viridiplantae; Streptophyta; Magnoliopsida; Zingiberales; Zingiberaceae
Exons: 2
Coding region: 8-1129 (373 amino acids)
Biological process (GO): protein transport
Source: RefSeq, a predicted model, not a curated record
AGAAUCCAUGGAAGCGAUAUCGACUCUAAUUUAUGCAGCAGCGAGAUUCUCAGACUUGCCGGAGUUGCGUGAUCUCCGGUCUCUGUUUACAGAAAGAUAUGGGAACUGCCUGGAGUCGUCUGUGAACGCCGAGUUUGCUGAGAAAACAAACAGGAAAUCUUUCUCGAGGGAAUGGAAGCUGAAGGUGAUGCAAGAAAUUGCUGAAGAACUCUCUGUAAGUUGGACAGGCGAAAGAAAUCAAGAAUCACGCAAUCUUCCUUCACCUAAAUCUGCAGGCCAGGCUCAAACUAAGCUCGAUGAACAGAAUGAAGAGUGGCUCGAUGAACAUCGAGUUGAAAUGGAGGCCAGGCUCGAGGCAUUUGAUUUACAAACAAUAGCACCGCCUGAAAGCAGCACAGAAUCUCGUGAGAAACCAAGGAGGAAUCAUGAUGUAGGAAGAAAAUUUGAGGUUUUAGAGAGCAUACAGGAGGAAGACAUUGAUCCAGCGAAGCCUCUGAAGGCAAAACCAGUCGGUAGGAAUGAGCUAGGAAAGAGUGGAAACAGACGAGUGCGUGAAAAAAGACGUCAAGGAAUGGGCGCAACUGAUGAGUUAGAAAACCAGCCGGUUGCACUAUUGAAGAUCAAUCCGCCAUAUGUUACGAAGCUAAAUUCGAUGAACAAUGCUCCAAAAAAGCUCGAUGGAGAUUCUGAUACCGAGAAGCCUAAGCCCUUUUCUGUCCGGAAAGUGCUCCGAAAGUCGCCUGUUAAUGACACCAAGGAUGAUAACGCCGUCGACAAAGGUCAGUAUAGGAGGAAGAAUGCAGAAGCUAUCCAGGAUGAGCGUGAUGACGAAGAGAAGAUCUUGGACGACCUCUUGUUGUACUACAGCAGGAAAGGGACAGAUAAAGGUACAACUCAGAGUAGGGCUCCUACUAAAUUGGAAGGUAGAAUCCAACUGCCGCCUCCUCCCACAAGGACCUCCUCCUGGUCGCCAUCAGAAUCGGUUAGCCCGGCCGAGACUAGAGAACCUGGUCGGGUCAGUUCACUCCGGUCUGAUCCGACGAGUCGUCUCAGUCGCAGUCUAGUGCAUCCUAGACUUCCAGAUUAUGAUCAGCUGGCAGCGAGGUUCGGUGCUCUGAAGAAUGGCUGAGGCA